This is a messenger RNA of Parnassius mnemosyne (clouded apollo), 843 nucleotides long. The record is from the annotation of a GenBank genome assembly. Lineage: Eukaryota; Metazoa; Arthropoda; Insecta; Lepidoptera; Papilionidae.
AUGGUAAAUGACGCACAAAUAGAUUUGCCUCCAAAUUCCAAUAUCGACGAACGUACAGACGAGACCAUAAAUGUGAAUCGAACAAUUAAAAUCUUGGAAUAUAAGGGAUUGCUUUGGACAUGUGCCCUGAGAGAAAUAUGUUUAACUGCCCUGUGGCUUCCAUUAGGUGCAUUAGUGUUUUGUUACGUGACUGCAUCUAUAUUUCAAGCAGAUGAUAUUCAUGAAACACAUUGUAAAGUUUAUAACGUAGUUCCCUCUAUAAGCGCGAUUACCGGAAUUAGUCCACAAAGAUACAUUUGGAGGAUAUGCAUCGCUUAUCACUUAGGACCAAGACUUUUGAUAGGGUCGCUAUAUUACAACUACCAUAAACAGCGUACUUCACAUAUCACGGAAGAGAAGGCCCAAGUUUUAGCAGCUAAAUUAGGAGAGGCCUGUUACUGGCUAAAUUUAUUAGAACUAUUUGCUCUAACAGGAGUGACAUACGUUUCAAAUAGAGAAAAUUAUUUUAUUCACGAAAAAAUAUUUAUACUGUUUAUGGUUGCUGCACUCCUCCAUAUGUUGUGUCGGGCUCGAGUUGGGUGCAUCUCUAGCGAUACUGUAGAGCCAGUCAGAACCAAUAAACUUGUUUGGAUAUUAUUCUACAUUGCUAUUGCAGCUACCACUGGACUCGUUAUAUUCUUCCUGAGACAUCGGUUGUUAUGUCGUCCCCUCGCAUUUACCUGGUUUUCUGUAUGCGAAUACAUACUUGCGACAACAAACAUGGCGUUCCAUGCAAUCGUGGUGCGAGAUUUACCUCUACAUCAGAUUCAAGUUGUGUGCCCAACGCAUCACAAGACAAACUAA